AUGACAAUCAUCCACCGGGUCGUCAAGCCCAUCGACCACUUCAACGAGGCCGAGGAGCCCAGCAAAGACUUCGAGCAGCUGCCAGUCCCCGAGGAUGAUCCGACGGUGUGCCAUGCCUGCCAGGCGGAGCCCUACGAGACGCUGCGCCAAGGGCUCGGGUUGGGACGAUCCUGCAAGAAUCGCUUCUAUUAUCAGGCCAGGAAGCCGAGUGAAGAGCGCUGCCACGCCCCGGGAUGCCCGUUCGCCGACUUUGAGUUCAUCAACAUGCCGACGGACCCGACGGACCCGGUCAGGCGCCGUACGUGCUUGAGGGAGAUGGCGGCGACCGGCUGUGGAUAUUGUGUGUUCCGCGUCGUGCAAGCCCUCCAGAUCCGCUCGGAGGAA
This is a messenger RNA of Mesorhabditis spiculigera, 384 nucleotides long. The record is from the annotation of a GenBank genome assembly. Lineage: Eukaryota; Metazoa; Nematoda; Chromadorea; Rhabditida; Rhabditidae.